Ipomoea nil (Japanese morning glory) is the source of this 807-nucleotide messenger RNA. RefSeq names its product 21 kDa protein-like. The transcript has a single exon. Gene Ontology annotation, biological process: negative regulation of catalytic activity. Bases 47 to 631 code for a protein of 194 amino acids. Lineage: Eukaryota; Viridiplantae; Streptophyta; Magnoliopsida; Solanales; Convolvulaceae. Gene Ontology annotation, molecular function: enzyme inhibitor activity. The record is from RefSeq and is a predicted model, not a curated record.
CAUUCUUUAUUUUAUUCAAGAUCUCUGCCUGUCAUAAGUAAAGAAAAUGGCGAGAGUGUUGGUUCAAGCUGUGGCGGUGGUGGUGCUUUCUAUCUUGUAUGUUUCCGACACGGCGGAGUCGGCGGCGGCGACGGUUGCUACGAGCUUCAUCAAGACCUCCUGCAAAGCCACCACGUACCCUGAUCUAUGCGUCACUUCCCUGGCGGCGUACGGCCCGACCAUCAAGCGAAGCCCGCAGCAGCUAGUGCAGACGGCCCUGUCCGUGAGCGUGGACCGGGCCCAAUCCACCAAGGGCUUCGUCGACAAGCUCUGCAAGUUCAAAGGGUUGAAGCGCAGAGAGUAUGGGGCUCUGAAAGACUGCCUGGACGAGAUGAGUGACAGCGUGGACCGGCUGAGCAAAUCGGUCCGGGAGCUCAAGAACAUGGGCCGGGACUUCCAGUGGCACAUCAGCAAUGCCCAGACGUGGAUUAGCGCCGCCCUCACCGACGAGAACACCUGCAUGGACGGGUUUGCCGGCCGGGCCUUGAACGGCAAGAUUAAGGCCUCCAUUCGGGCCCGUGUCACCAACGUUGCCCAGGUCACCAGCAAUGCUUUGGCACUAAUCAACCAGUUCGCUUCUAAGUACAACUAAUCAACCUAGCUAGCCUGAGACGUCGUCGCUGCUUUAAGGUUGUCCGUUUUAAGGUUGUCUGUUUAGUGUUUUAUAAAGGCACUUCACUAAGUCAUGUUUGCUUGGAUGGCUUUGGAAUUUUGUUGUAAAUUGUCCGUCAAAUUAAAGUUAUAAAUAUACCCUAAAAAGGUUUCAAC